This is a messenger RNA of Spathaspora passalidarum NRRL Y-27907, 1212 nucleotides long. RefSeq lists its product as uncharacterized. The transcript is spliced from 2 exons. Bases 1 to 1212 code for a protein of 403 amino acids. Gene Ontology annotation, cellular component: cytosol. Lineage: Eukaryota; Fungi; Ascomycota; Pichiomycetes; Serinales; Debaryomycetaceae. The record is from RefSeq and is a predicted model, not a curated record.
AUGAACUCAAUAAUAAAAGACUCGCUUAUAGAUUUGAAAUCCAACAACUUCAUAAAUCUUUCCAUUGAUGCGAUCCGGUUAUAUCGUGGACUACUCUUGAUUAUUCGAAAUAUAGCACCCAGGUUGACUAACAAUGACAUUUACACAAGUGUUAUUACAAGUUUUGUCAGAUUUUCCAAAGUGGAACCAGUGGAGGAUUGGAAUGUCAAGACAGAAUUGGUGUAUUGGCAAAUUCUUGCAAAUUUCCCCCGAAAUGAACUCGUUGCAGAAGUGAACCAAUUGUUUGAACAAGUACAAUUCAAAAAUGUGUUUAAGUCGCCCAUUGUCCAUUAUUUAUUCAGGCAGUUGUUCACCGAGGACAACGAACUCACAAACUUUAAACUUCAAGAAGUGUUGAAACUUGACGAAAACUACAUCCUUCGAUGCGUAUACUCAUUGUACUUAACUAUAGACUUUACUGAGUUGGAUCACGAUUCAAAGAUGUUCAUCCACUUGCUUUAUGAUGUGAUAACCCAUGAAAGUUUCGUCACCUGGAUAGCUCAUGCUGGACACACUGAUUUGACCAGCUGGUUAGAAUUGACGAGUACCGUGGUUCAAACAAGAGAUCAAUGGAACAUCUAUGAGUUGACAGCAUUGAUUUCAUGGAACAUCGAAGUAUUCUUGACUUACUCCAAGACCUUAACUCCAGAUACCAUAUUGCAAGAUUUCGAACUUGAAGAAGUGAUUACCGUCAAUUUACAUAUUCUUUCAGAAUUGGGUAAGUUCGAAAUCUUCAAGAAGUUACUCGCGCAAUACCCGACAUUCCUCGAACAACUCAUAUCCGUGUUUGGCUCAAUUCAUAAUGCAAUUAAACCAGUAACAAUCAAAAACUCCAAGAUUGAAGGUGUCACCUACAAUUCCGUGAAAUCGUCAAUAAUUAUAAUAUUGUCGUACUUAACCCAUGAACUGUUUGAAGUCCAAGAACAAGUUAGAGAAUUGGGUGGAUUAGCGUUGAUCUUGUCCAACUGUGUUAUUGACAACAACAAUCCAUUCAUCAAGGAACAUGCCAUUGUUUGUUUAAAAUACUUGUUACAAGAUAAUAAACAUAACCAGCAAGUGGUCGCCGAUUUGGAAGCUAAACGUACUGUUGACGAUAAAGUAUUACAAGAAGUUGGGUAUCAAGUUGAAGUUGUAGAAGGUAAGGUUCAAGUAAAGAAGAAGCAAGAUGCUUAA